Molecule: messenger RNA, 1134 nt
Organism: Nematocida minor
Lineage: Eukaryota; Fungi; Microsporidia
Exons: 1
Coding region: 1-1134 (377 amino acids)
Source: RefSeq, a predicted model, not a curated record
AUGUAUGCGUAUGCUUCUACAGCUGUAAUUGGCCUUACGCUCUGUAUUUCAGUGCUGGGGGCUCUGAACAUUAUGCGAUCCAUCUAUUUCCACUCUAGCAGGACUUGGCUGCUCUGCAGAACUCUCUCCAUCUGCAUAAUAAGAAACAUCAUUCUAUGGGGCCUGCUGGAUCACUUGAAUGCUUCCAUUGGAAAGAUAAAGUAUACGAGCGGCAGAGAGCUGGAUGGCAACGAAAAAGACUUGUUUCUUUUGGGUGUGUACCUGAUAAUUAACAGAAUAUUCGUGAUAUCCAGAGACCAGAAUGCCCAGUGGAAGCUGUACUUUAUAUCUACCAUCAGACACAUAAUAGUCUGCAUGAGCCUGCACACUAUGAUCUCUGUCCUGGAUGGAGACAACAUUUUAUACAGCACACCGCACCAGCUAAUUCUUGUGAUCAUUGGGGUCAUUCUUUCAGCCAAUUCUCUCGCUGGCCUUCGAGACUUUGAGUUUUCCUACCAAGUGAGAAAUCCCCUGGAGGACGGAUUGCUUAAGACAAAGCUGUACGAAACACUCAACAGAAUAUACCCGAGACAGUACCAGAUAGUGUGGAUGGACAUACCAAUGACCAAAAAAACACCUGUGUACGUAAUGGAGACAGGCAUCACUGUUCUUCUGAUUAUGGACAGGUCUUUCAUAGAUACCCACAGUAUACUGGAGAUAGAGUAUGUUUCCAUCCACCACAUACUAGAACACUAUUCGGGAUACAAUGAAAUACUGGCCUUUUUUGACACAGGGUCAGUUAUUCUCCUGUUUCUAGCCUACUUUAUGAUAAUAUUCGGCUAUGCCUCGGGGCUGCCCAUCUACAUACGCUACAUAAUAUGCUACGAGAUACACGAGAUAGCCACGCAGAUAAAAACAGUGGCACUCUCGUAUCUAUGCGGGUAUGUAGAGAGAGCCAUCACUAAAGAAACAGAAAAACACCUGAAAUCUUCUUCACCCAUCAGUGGCAAUGCUUUGCACGGACUGAUGAAUACAUGCCGGGCAUUUUCCAUUAACAGAAAUACAAGCACAUACUACGACUAUGUAUUCUGUGACUACUAUUCGAACGAAAGAGCAAGAGACCUGAAUAUUAAGCCAGCCCAUCAAGAGAGGUAG